AUGGUAGAGGGCUUCCAUCUUCCGGAAUGUAUUUCUGCUAUACCAUUACGUGCUCUGGGGUCAUCAACACGACAACUUCUUGCCAUUUACCUCGACCCGCCAUCUUGUACCACAAACAAUGAUGGCAUCACUAACGAUGCAUCUGGCUUAGCAGAACUUGCCGGCUUCGAUUAUCCGACUAUACGAUAUUUUGAAUCCAAAACGAGUAAAACCAUCGAACUGUUGAACAUGUGGCGGUACCGACAAAACGGAACUCUGGGUAAUCUCGUAGGAUAUCUCCUGCAGCUCGAGAGAUUCGAUUGUCUGACAGAUAUCUGGCACAAACUCUUGUCUGACGGUAACAAGUGGGCAAACCGGUCACGUGCUCGUGACUCCUCGUGCUCUGUGGAGAGUAUGACCGGAAGCGGCACAUCGACUGCAUCAUCCCUUGAUGACGUCAGCGCGUCGGUCGACUCAGACAGCAGCUCUAACUUCUUGACUGUCGACGAUGUGAACGCAGGGCAAGUCCAAAAGUAUUCCGCAUGUGUCUGUUGUGCUGACGGCGACAUAGGCCUUGCACGUGACAUAGUCAGGGAGUUGUCGAAAACUACUAAACUGUUUGUCCCUCAAGAUCAUCUAGUAGGCGGGGCAUACGAAUUCGAGGCAACAGCGGAAGUGAUAGAGGACAGAUGCGAUGGUCGCCUGGUGGUGCUAUUAUCCAAUCAUUAUACCAAUUCGCCGGCCUGUUACUUCGCUACUCAGUUCGCCAAGACGCUGGAUCCCGACGCUCGUAGACGGCGGAUCAUACCAAUUGUGACGCAGGAGGGUGUGACUUUCCCGCGAAUUUUACGUGGUAUCAGCACUAUCAAACACUACAGGUGUACUUCCAUGACGUCAUUCCUAGCUCAGAUCAUUGUUUCACUUUCAUACCAAUCUCCAACGAACAAUGGAAGUGAAAUCUCGAAAACUUCUGCCCACCAAAACAGAAAUAAUUCAAUCAUGUCUUUCAGAAGUUCCGUCGAAUGUCCUGGAAAAUCUUCCGAUGUGACAACAUCCAUGGUUCCAUCUUCUGAUUGUAACCAAACGUCAUGUUCAGCUGCAGACAUUUCAAAUGUUCCAUUGGCAUCUAUGGUAUCGAAUGAAUCUCGAAUAACAAACGAUCGGAGUUCUUUGUAUUCGUCACUGGAUCCUAGUUUGGUGUCGCCAGGGAUACAUCUUGAGCGUGUAUCGUGUCACACCAAAAUACUCAACGUUAAUCCACUUCCCUUGAAUAUAAAUGGACAGUCUGAAGUAUGCAGAGAAAAUUAUUCUGCAUAUUCAAUGAACAGUUCAAAUGAAAGAAUUUUAAGUCGGCCAGGGUAUAAUGACCUUUCACCCGUACGUGAUGACGUGACAAGACAGUUACAGGCGACGCCUGAUGGUGUUCGUCCCCAGUUAGAUUUUAACAUCGGCAUGAGCCAAAUGUCUGAUGUUAACGUCGAGAAAAUCGGCAUGAAGGCCCAAAACAGUGGCAAAAAUAAGUCCACUAUAUUUGCUACUUUGAAACGGGUUUUCACGCGUUCUCCGUCAAACAAAAAUAUGGAAAAAUCUGACAAUUCAAAAACCAACGCAGUCAACAAUUAUCAUGUGAUGAAUACGUGCAACGUAUCUCAGCCCUUGGAGUAUAAGUUAGAAGAAGCAGGCUAUAAGAGAUCGGUGUUUCAGCACAUGACGGCGCCCUCGCCGGGAGACAGAAGCACAGAGAGUGACGUGAUAUUUGUGUAA
Ylistrum balloti is the source of this 1743-nucleotide messenger RNA. RefSeq lists its product as uncharacterized. Bases 1 to 1743 code for a protein of 580 amino acids. Gene Ontology annotation, molecular function: TIR domain binding. The transcript is spliced from 6 exons. Lineage: Eukaryota; Metazoa; Mollusca; Bivalvia; Pectinida; Pectinidae. Gene Ontology annotation, biological process: positive regulation of canonical NF-kappaB signal transduction; MyD88-dependent toll-like receptor signaling pathway. The record is from RefSeq and is a predicted model, not a curated record.